Messenger RNA from Neltuma alba, 1197 nucleotides. RefSeq names its product ankyrin repeat-containing protein BDA1-like. NCBI's taxonomy places the organism in Eukaryota, Viridiplantae, Streptophyta, Magnoliopsida, Fabales, Fabaceae. Gene Ontology annotation, cellular component: plasma membrane. The transcript has 3 exons. The record is from RefSeq and is a predicted model, not a curated record. Gene Ontology annotation, molecular function: protein binding. The coding region runs from base 1 to 1197 and encodes 398 amino acids.
AUGGAUCAGAUGUUGGUGAAAGCCGCAAGAGAUGGAGAUGUUAACAGACUGCUCAACCUGUUGGAAGGAGAUCCUGAGAUACUGGAGAGAGCAUCUUCGGGUCAUUUUGUAGAUUCAGCGCUUCAUGUCGCAGCGCUAUACGGAAAAGCAGAAUUUGUUAAGCAGAUUGUGAUUCGAAUGCCUUCCUUAGCCACAGAUCCUAACCAGCAGGGUAUGAUCCCACUGCACUUGGCUUCUUUGAAAGGUCACGUUCAGACAGUGAGGGAACUUUUGAAGGCAAAGCUUGACGACGAUGAUGGAGUGAAUCAAUGCCUUGCGAAGGAUGACGAAGGCUGGACUGCGCUGCACUGUGCAUCACGGAAAGGCAAAAUGAGAGUGAUGGAAGAGUUAAUGAGCGCAUGUCCUGAGUGCUUGGAACAAGUGACAGCAAAAGGAGAGACUGUUCUUCAUUUAGCGGUGAAGGCCAAUCAAUUUGAAGCAGUGAAGAAAGUGCUAGCGGAGAGGAUCAAAAUGCUUCCAAAUUUCCAGGAACUGGUAAAAGCCAGGGACAUCAACGGCAAGACCGUCUAUGACCUUGCUGCCGCAAAGAAAGAGUUGCAGGUGCUAGAGAUACUGAAAGAAGAUGAGGAGGAGGGAGAUGAAAUAAGAGAGGAAAGUCGUAUAAACAUGAAGGGGGAGGGGGAGGGGAGUGGCAGUAAAGCAUCUGAAGAAGAGCAGAGCAAUCCAUCUCAACUGCAGGAGGAUGCAAUACUAGUAGUGGCCACCUUGAUCAUAACAUUGACAUACCAAGCUAUGGCAAAUCCUCCAUCACUGGUUUUCAAAGAUGGCACUGCAAUAGAAUGGGGCUGCCUUCGCCUUGGCCUGAUAUUUGGUCGGACAUCUCCAGACAACCUCAAGGACUGUCCAGCCCUGUUGGCUUUUUGGUUCUUGCUUCUCAACACCAUCAUCUUCGUGACAUCAAUCAUCAUCGUGGUUUCCACUUUCCGAGGCCGAGAAACAAUCCAUUUGCAACUGCUUACGCUGCACCAUGCUGGUUUUGUUGCUCAAAGCUCUACCGGUGAUGAUCAUUCUGAGCACUCCAUGGCUGUGGGUGGCCCACCGAGAGAUGGAAGGAGAUCAGGGGAAGAACCUUUGUUUUUUACCCCCGCAAAAAGAGAAAAUCAAGGAGAGAGAAAGAAGAGGAAGAGAAUGAGGUGA